Molecule: messenger RNA, 794 nt
Organism: Triticum dicoccoides
Lineage: Eukaryota; Viridiplantae; Streptophyta; Magnoliopsida; Poales; Poaceae
Exons: 2
Coding region: 150-659 (169 amino acids)
Source: RefSeq, a predicted model, not a curated record
GUUCUUACAUGAUAGUGCAUGUCACAUAAUUUUUUCACCGCUACAACGACCAAACCAUGGACUGAGAAAACCGUGUUUCAUAUAUCUAGCACUAGAGUUAUUUUCUUCUCAGUUAGUACCGAAGAUGCCAAAUGGCGUGAUGGUGCAAUAUGGAGGGAUGUAGACAUUGCAAAUUGCAGGUAGCGUCUGUAGCGCUAGGUUCCUUAUUUCCUCGAACUGGGGCAGUUGUUGAGGCUGGACAGAGCCCUGGGCCUGUGGGUUUUGCUGAGAUGGCCGGAAGGAGCCCUGGCCUAAUGGAUAUUGUUGCUGAGGCUGUUGGAAGGAGACCUGGCUCGAUGGUUGUUGUUGUUGUUGUUGCUGCUGCUGCUGCUGCUGUGAAAUUGGUUGUUGUGGUUGCGAAUACUGUGGUUGCGGUUGUGGAUAUGGUUGUUGUGGUCGAAAUGGUUGUGGCUGCGAAUAUGGUAGUUGCGGCUGCGGAAAUGGUUGCAGCUGCAGAUAUGGUUGUUGUGAUGGAAAUGGUUGCGGCUGUGGAUAUGGUUGUUGUGGUGGAAAUGGUUGUUGCUGCCCUAGAAAUUGUUGUUGUUGUACCAAUGGAACUUGCUCUUGUGGAUGUUGCUGAGAUGGAUUUUAUGGCUGCAAUUGUGGCACUGGAACUCUAACUGCAAUUGUGGCGGUGGUCGCCACGAUAGCAAGGAGGGCAAGGAUGAGAAAGGUCUUCAUGGUGGAUUUGUAUUGACCACAACUUGCUUGGCUUAAAUGAUGCGCUCUACUUAUGAGAAUGAUGGAUGAGGAAG